Synchiropus splendidus (mandarinfish) is the source of this 3333-nucleotide messenger RNA. It is a transcript of the gene atp2c1, whose product is annotated as ATPase secretory pathway Ca2+ transporting 1. Gene Ontology annotation, molecular function: ATP binding; ATP hydrolysis activity; P-type calcium transporter activity. Gene Ontology annotation, cellular component: plasma membrane; Golgi membrane; endoplasmic reticulum. The transcript has 26 exons. The record is from RefSeq and is a predicted model, not a curated record. The coding region runs from base 80 to 2905 and encodes 941 amino acids. NCBI's taxonomy places the organism in Eukaryota, Metazoa, Chordata, Actinopteri, Syngnathiformes, Callionymidae. Gene Ontology annotation, biological process: calcium ion transmembrane transport; intracellular calcium ion homeostasis; manganese ion transport.
ACAUCCGGGCACCGGGGGCGGCUGUCAUGGUGGACUCUGCACUGUCAGACUCGAACACUUCGGUGGGACCACACGGAAGAUGCUGAAAACCCGGGAGCGGCUGCUUUCCGAGAGAGAAGCGUCCAGUGAUGACGAGACCAUGGUCCCGGUACUAACGUCCAAGAAGGCUAGUGAGCUCCCUGUCAAUGAAGCCGCAUGCGUCCUGCAGGCGGACCUGCAGCGGGGGCUGAGCCAGGUGGAGGUGGACCGCCGGAGGGUCUACCAUGGCUGGAACGAGUUCGACAUCAGUGAAGAUGAGCCUCUGUGGAAGAAGUACAUCCUUCAGUUCAAAGAUCCUCUGAUCCUGUUGCUGCUGGCCUCCGCUGUCAUCAGUGUGGUCAUGCACCAGUUUGAUGAUGCCAUCAGCAUCACUGUGGCCAUCAUCAUCGUGGUGACCGUUGCCUUUGUCCAGGAGUAUCGAUCUGAGAAAUCUCUGGAGGAACUCGGGAAGCUGGUGCCUCCAGAAUGUCACUGUAUCAGAGACGGGGUCCUGACCCACAUGUUGGCCAGAGAGCUGGUUCCUGGAGACACUGUGUGUUUGUCAGUGGGAGAGCGCGUUCCUGCAGACCUGCGCCUGUUCGAGGCGACCGACCUCACCGUGGAUGAGUCCAGUCUGACUGGAGAAACCACCCCGUGCCCCAAGUCCACGCUACACCAACCCCCCACCAGAAACGGUGACAUCGCCUCACGAUGCAACAUUGCCUUCAUGGGCACACUGGUGCGAUGUGGCAAAGCAAAGGUACCGACACCAUCUUCACAUGCCUUCGGAGGAGAAACCAACUGUCUUCGGUUCUUCUUGCAGGGCAUCGUUAUCGGAACCGGUGAGAGCUCGGAGUUUGGGGAGGUCUUCAAGAUGAUGCAGGCGGAGGAGGCUCCGAAGACGCCGCUUCAGAAGAGCAUGGACCUGCUGGGGAAGCAGCUCUCGCUCUACUCCUUCGGCAUCAUCGGUGUCAUCAUGUUGGUGGGCUGGCUGCAAGGCAAGAAGGUCCUGGACAUGUUUACCAUCGGUGUCAGUUUGGCAGUGGCUGCCAUCCCAGAAGGUCUGCCCAUUGUGGUGACGGUCACUCUGGCGCUGGGCGUGAUGCGCAUGGUGAAAAAGAGAGCCAUCGUGAAGAAGCUUCCCAUCGUGGAGACUCUUGGCUGCUGCAACGUCAUCUGCUCGGACAAAACGGGAACACUAACCAAGAAUGAGAUGACCGUCACGCAGUUGUACACGUCAGACGGACUCCACGCUGAGGUGACUGGCGUCGGCUACAACGGCACUGGAGAGGUUCUGAUUGACGGCGAGGUGGUUCACGGCAUCGCCUGCCCUUCCAUCAGCAAGAUAGUGGAGGUGGGCUGUGUGUGCAACGACUCCAUCAUCAAGAACGGAACUCUACUAGGGCGACCCACGGAGGGCGCUCUCAUCGCUCUGGCCAUGAAGAUGGGCCUGGAGGGUCUGCAGCAUGAGUUUGUGCGUGUGGAGGAGAAUCCCUUCAGCUCAGAGAAGAAGUGGAUGUCUGUGCGCUGUGUGCACCGAACACAGAAGGACAAGGCCGGUGUGGUCUUCAUGAAAGGAGCGUACGAGCAGGUGAUCCGCUUCUGCAGCUUCUACAACAGCCAAGGAGCUGCGCUCCCCCUCAACAACCAGCAGAUGGAGCUGUACCAGCAGCAACUCAGCUACAUGGGCACGGCAGGGCUCAGAGUCCUGGCGUUUGCUUCAGGCUCUGACAUGGGGAACUUGACCUUCCUGGGUCUGGUGGGCAUCAUCGACCCGCCAAGGUCAGGGGUCAAGGAAGCGGUAGCUACGCUCAUCGGCUCUGGCGUCGCCAUCAAGAUGAUCACGGGAGACUCCAAGGAGACGGCCGUGUCCAUUGCCAGUCGCCUGGGGCUCUACUCCAAAGGUUCUCAGUGCAUGUCAGGAGACGAAGUGGAUCAGCUGGAUGUGCAGCAGCUCUCGGUCAUGGUGCCCCGAAUCUCCGUCUUCUACCGUGCCAGCCCUCGACACAAGCUCAAGAUCGUCAAGUCGCUGCAGAACAUAGGCGCCGUGGUGGCCAUGACCGGCGAUGGGGUGAACGACGCCGUGGCGCUGAAGGCUGCUGACAUCGGCGUGGCGAUGGGCCGGACGGGGACCGACGUCUGCAAGGAGGCAGCUGACAUGAUCCUGGUGGACGACGACUUCCAGACCAUCAUGUCGGCCAUCGAGGAGGGGAAAGGCAUCUACAACAACAUCAAGAACUUUGUGCGCUUCCAGCUCAGCACGAGCAUCGCCGCCCUCACGCUCAUCUCGCUGGCCACGCUGAUGAACUUCCCCAACCCGCUCAACGCCAUGCAGAUCCUGUGGAUCAACAUCAUCAUGGACGGACCUCCUGCCCAGAGUUUGGGGGUGGAGCCUGUUGAUCAGGACGUAAUCAGGAAGCCGCCACGGAACCUGAGGGACAGCAUCCUCACCCGCAGUCUGCUCUUCAAAGUGCUGGUGUCGGCCUUCAUCAUUGUGUGUGGAACACUGUUCGUCUUCUGGAGAGAGUUGCAGGACAACGUCAUCACUCCUCGAGACACCACCAUGACCUUCACCUGCUUCGUCUUCUUCGACAUGUUCAAUGCCCUCAGCUCACGCUCGCAGACCCGGCUGGUCCACGAAAUGGGUCUGUGCAGCAACAGAACCUUCUGCUUCGCCGUGCUGGCGUCCAUCAUGGGGCAACUGCUGGUCAUCUACUUCCCUCCACUGCAGAGCAUCUUCCAGACCGAGAGCCUCAGCAUCUUCGACCUGAUGUUCCUGGUGGGGCUCACGUCCUCGGUGUGCGUGGUGUCCGAGGUCAUGAAGCGGGUGGAGCGGGGGCGGGGAGGCGAGCGCGACCCCCCCACAGACUGCUUCCACGAGGUAUGACGUCAGCAGCGCCGCCAGCCGACAUCAUGUGGGAAAAGAGGCGGGGAUAUGGGACUUGUGAACUGCGGUGGUCGCCGGGCAGACCGGCCCAGAUCGAUCUGGGUCUCCCUGCUGAGCCCGGCGGCCUGGCCCGCGGCAGCGGUGUAGCUCCGCCCCUUCUGGUCAGCACAACCUCUCCUCAUCCUCAUCCUCACCUCAGUCCAGUCCGGAGCGGAUCCAGUCCUGCAGGUGUUGACCACUGUUGUGACCCCGGAGCCACCUGACAUAAAACUGUUUCUGUACCAUGGGAAGGUUUCUCCGCAGGUUUUUAAGUGGCUCGCUAACUGGACUUCCUGUUGAAUCAAAAUAAGUUAAUUUAAAUGUUUUAUAUUUUGUUUUUUAAUUAUUCCGUUGGUCUCAUUAAAGAGCGUUGAUUCGUCCCUGCUGUG